AUGGCUCGGUUCGUUUCCCAUUCUGACUGUUCUGAGUUUGAGGAAGAAUUUGUUCAAUGGCACUUCCCCGAAUUGUUUAACCGUUUGGUGAAUCUUCGAAUUCUUGCACUUUCUCAUAACCAUUUCUCUGGGGAAGUUCCUGAUCUUAGCAGUUUGACAAAUCUUCAAAAGCUUGAUCUAGAAGAUAAUUCUUUCGGCCUCGAUUUCCUCGGCUUGGCAACAAGUUGGUCCGCCUUGUAUUGGGAAAGAACAGACAACAAGCUUAGUGGGAUGCUAUUUGAAAACACUUCCUGCAAUGCAGAGCUUGAAUUUGCAGAUUUAUCAUCAAACCCUUUGUCCGGAAACUUGCCAAGCUCUCUCUCAAAUUCUAAAAACCGAGUUUCCCUGAGGUCAAAUGCCGGGUAUAUGUCGCAAACGAUGAAUACAGGAGCACUCGGACUACCGGCUUAUCGAACCUUUUCAUUAGAAGAACUUGAGGUUGCUACAAACAACUUUGACACAACCGCUUUCAUGGGUGAAGGUUCUCAGGGACAUAUGUAUAGAGGUAGGCUGAAAGAUGGAACAUUUGUGGCCAUUAGAUGCCUGAAAAUGAAGAAAAGCCAUAGUACACAAAGCUUUAUGCAUCAUGUAGAGCUUAUUUCGAAAUUGAGAUAUCGACAUUUAGUCAGUGCUCUUGGCCAUUGCUUUGAAUGUUACUUGGAUGAUUCAAGUGUCAGCAGAAUUUUUCUGAUCUUUGAAUAUGUACCAAAUGGCUCUCUCAGGAGCUGGAUAUCUGGAGGCAAUGGCAAACACUCACUUACAUGGGCACAGCGCAUAUCGGCUGCAAUCGGGAUAGCAAAGGGCAUCCAAUUUUUGCAUACUGGGAUUGUGCCUGGUGUGUAA
Molecule: messenger RNA, 882 nt
Organism: Hibiscus syriacus
Lineage: Eukaryota; Viridiplantae; Streptophyta; Magnoliopsida; Malvales; Malvaceae
Product: probable inactive leucine-rich repeat receptor-like protein kinase At3g03770
Exons: 6
Coding region: 1-882 (293 amino acids)
Biological process (GO): protein phosphorylation
Cellular component (GO): membrane
Molecular function (GO): protein kinase activity; protein binding; ATP binding
Source: RefSeq, a predicted model, not a curated record